This is a messenger RNA of Myotis lucifugus (little brown bat), 831 nucleotides long. RefSeq names its product zinc finger protein 550-like. Gene Ontology annotation, biological process: regulation of DNA-templated transcription. NCBI's taxonomy places the organism in Eukaryota, Metazoa, Chordata, Mammalia, Chiroptera, Vespertilionidae. The record is from RefSeq and is a predicted model, not a curated record. The transcript has 5 exons. The coding region runs from base 295 to 831 and encodes 178 amino acids.
GUCUGGGCGCGGUGAGGAUCCGACUACAGGGUAUUCGGGACCUUGAAAGGGGCUGCGGUAUUGUUGGGUGGGACUUCCGGCGGCACCGGCGAUUUGGUUCUUCCAGCCUAGGGGUAUGUGCACUCUGGCUCUCCAGGCUUUUCGGUACCUUGCAGAGAAGCACCGAAAGGGGAGGACAGCCACUCCGGCGCUAGCAGGACCUGGAGGAGGCUUCGCGAGCCCACGGGACCAUCUCUGCCGUCGCCUCUCUUGGCUGUGCUCCGCACACGGACUUCCUUGUCGGUGCUAGUUCACAUGGACCUGGCGCAGACAUCAGUUACCUUCAAGGAUGUGGCAGUGACCUUUACCCAGGACAAGUGGGAGCAGCUGGACCUUGCCCAGCGGACCCUAUACAGGGAAGUGAUGCUGGAAAUCUGUAGGCUCCUGGUCUCUCUGGGAUACCCAGUCCCCAAAUCAGAGCUUGUCCACCUAUCGGAGCACAGGCAGGAGCUAUGGAUUGUGAAGAGAGGCCUCUCCCAAAGUGCCUGUGCAGAUACCCGUGACCUGUCGCGGGAAAUCGUGCGAGACCCGGGAUCACUCCACCCCCACUCCCCGCGCCAUGGGACUGCCCUGAGUCCUGGAGUCCUGCCCCACGUGGCCAGCGCACCACGGGACGGCCCCAAGUCCUGGAGGCUGCGGAAACCCUGGCAGAAGCUGCACAAAGCGGCCACCGGAAGCCCCGCGUCCCCACAGGGCCACAGGGACCCCGGCAGAAGCUGCAUGGAGCAGCCGCUGACCCCGCCCCUGCUGCCCCGCCUCCACUGUGCACAUCGCCAUUUUGUGAUGGCAUGA